CUUUAAGGGAAGCAGAAGUGUAUAAGAACAUGUUUCAGAUGUUUGUUUUGUAUUGUUUGUGCUGGAGAUGUUGCGCUGGUGUUUUUGAUGAAUCGGUGUCAGUGAUGGAGGGAGAUUCGGUCACUCUUAACACUGAUGUUACUCACAAUCAAGAGGCUGAAGAAAUACUGUUAACAUAUGGAGCUGAAAAUUCUCUGAUAGCUAAAAUCACAAUUAAAAACCAAACUGUCCUCAAACUCAAUGUUAAUUGGAGAUUCAGAGACAGACUGAAGCUGGACAGAAAAACUGGAUCUCUGAUCAUCACAAAUAUCACAACUGAACAUGCUGGAGUUUAUAAACUAGACAUGAGUGAAGUAUCACUGACACCAAAAACAUUCAGAGUUUCAGUCUAUCCUCAUCUAACUGUUCCUGUCCUCAUCUUCAACUCUUCUCACUGUUCUUCAUCCCAGUAUAACUGUUCAGUGUUGUGUUCAGUGGUGAAUGUGAGUGCUGUGAGUCUCUCCUGGUACAAAGGAAACAGUGUAUUAUCCAGCAUCAGCGUGUCUGAUCUCAGCAUCAGUCUCUCUCUACCUCUGGAGGUGGAAUAUCAGGAUAAAAACACCUACAGCUGUGUGCUCAACAACACCAUCAGCAAGCAGACCACACAACUCAAUGUUACUCAGCUCUGUCAACUGUGUGAAGACUCUGUGUCGCUGCCAGUGCUGAUCUCUGCCGCCACCGCCACUGUUGGACUUUUGUUGAUUGGAGCUGUAUUUGGGAUCUUGUGCAUCUGCAGGAGAAAUAGAAAACAUGAUCAAAAAGUUCAGGCUUCGGAAGAUGAAAUAACAUACGCUGACCCCAUAAUCCUGCACAGAAAACCACGGAAAUUGAAUAUUAAAGAGGAAGAUCAUGUGGAGUAUUUACCUCUUGCCUUGAGAUGAUCAUCCAAAUCCUGUGAGGAAUAGAAACAGGAACAAAACUUUCAACAAAAGGUGUUUAUAAAACAUUGCUGUAGUUUAAUUGAUUUAUUCAUUAAUAUUUGCGCAUGUAUAUCAAUGGGAUCAAUAAAUCUGGCAUGUACAUUCAUAUGUUAGACUUUUCUGCUUAAUGUCAGUGUGCGCAAGUGUGUGAGUGUGUGUGUGAGGUGUCAGUAGAGUGUUAUUAAAGAAGGUUUCCAUUCCUCGUGUGAAACCGUUAGACUUCUGC
Molecule: messenger RNA, 1185 nt
Organism: Danio aesculapii
Lineage: Eukaryota; Metazoa; Chordata; Actinopteri; Cypriniformes; Danionidae
Exons: 6
Coding region: 30-920 (296 amino acids)
Source: RefSeq, a predicted model, not a curated record